This is a messenger RNA of Diaporthe citri, 849 nucleotides long. RefSeq lists its product as uncharacterized. Gene Ontology annotation, molecular function: aspartic-type endopeptidase activity. Gene Ontology annotation, biological process: proteolysis. Bases 1 to 849 code for a protein of 282 amino acids. Lineage: Eukaryota; Fungi; Ascomycota; Sordariomycetes; Diaporthales; Diaporthaceae. The record is from RefSeq and is a predicted model, not a curated record. The transcript is spliced from 8 exons.
AUGGCUCUUACAUCGUUGAUCCAAUUCGCUGCUUGCUCAGCAACUGCGCUUUUACCGUCUGUACAAGCGGCCACUUCGUCUUCCUUGGCUCUCAAGAUUCGCGAAGGUGGUGUUGGCGUAUUGGACAUUGCGAUCCCGCCGAAUCGCAAAGACGACAGGUACUACACAGGCCAGAGCUUGCCCGUUCUGUUAGAUACCGGUUCUGCGGAUCUGUUUGUGGCUUCGACCGAAUGCCCCACGACAGAUGAAACAAGUGGCUGCUUUGGACUGCCGGAGCAGUUUGUGAUCGAUAACAAUACACGUCUUGUCCCAAACGAGUCUUUCUAUACAAUCGUUGGAGAGGGGCCGGUAAGUGGAAAUCAGAGUCUCUUGGACGUUGGACUGGGCGGCAUAACCGCGGACAAUUUCGCCACGGGACUUAUCUACGCGGCGGCAUACUUCAACCAUCGUCCCCCGCUGUUCGACGCGCUCGUCUCUGGCGGCAUUGUGAAGAAACCUGUUUUCUUUAUAGGCCUGCCGCGCCUGGGUGAUCCUGACUCCAAGCCGGUGGGCAAGUUGACGCUGGGUGACAUUGAGCCGGAGUACGCGGGACUCGACAUCACAUAUAGUGAUAUCAUCAACAGCACAAACUAUAACUACGAUGACUUGCCUCUCCAAGCUCAAGGCUGGGCCAUCGAGUUGCAAGGGCUGCGCGUCAACGGCGUGACCGUCAACCUAACCAGGGGUCUUCUCGACGAUGCUGGUCGCUACAUGUCUCUCUUGGACACGGGAAGCUCCGACAUUCUCGUCCGGUAUGACGAGCUUGUGGCCAUUGCCCAGCUCUUCAACGGGACAGAGAUGUACGUGUAA